Messenger RNA from Penicillium cinerascens, 753 nucleotides. RefSeq lists its product as uncharacterized. The transcript is spliced from 3 exons. NCBI's taxonomy places the organism in Eukaryota, Fungi, Ascomycota, Eurotiomycetes, Eurotiales, Aspergillaceae. Bases 1 to 753 code for a protein of 250 amino acids. The record is from RefSeq and is a predicted model, not a curated record.
AUGGCAUUGAACGGCAAGGUUGCACUGAUUGCGGGAGGAGUGAAGAACCUUGGAGCCGAAUCGGCUCGCGAGCUUGCUGGGGCAGGUGCUGAUCUUGCUCUUCACUACAACUCCGCCAGCAGCAAGAAUAAUGCCGCAGAGCUAGAGACAGAGCUGAAGCAAAAGUACCCGAAUGUGAAGGUCGCAUUUUAUCAAGGUGACCUGACCACCGCCAGCGCCGUGGACAAAUUGUUUCAAUCGGUGCUGAAGGACUUCGGCAAGAUCGACAUCGUGAUUAACACGGUGGGCAAGGUGCUGAAGAAGCCAAUUACCGAGAUCUCGGAAGAGGAGUAUGAUUCGAUGUUCGCGAUCAACUCCAAGGCUGCUUUCUUCAUUCUCAAGGCGGCCGCCACUCACAUCGCCGAUGGUGGCAAGAUCAUAUCUAUUGUCACGGCCCUGUUGGGAGCUUUCACCGGAUUCUAUACCUCGUAUGCUGGAUCGAAAGCGCCAGUGGAGCACUUCACCCGAGGUGUCUGCAAGGAACUGCAGGCGCGACGUGUGAGCGUGAACAAUGUGGCCCCCGGGCCGAUGGAUACGCCCUUCUUCUACCCACAAGAGUCGCCUGAGGCGGUCGAGUUCCACAAGAGCAACGCCAUGGGCAACCGGUUGACGAUGGUGCAGGACAUCGCCCCGUUGAUCCGCUUCCUCUGCACCGAUGGAAAGUGGAUCACCGGUCAGACCAUUUUCGCCAACGGAGGAUACACCACCCGUUAA